UUUCCAUGUUUAUAUAGAUCGAGAUGGCACCGCCGCCUCCUCCAAUCCAAUCCCCAAACCAGCGCAAGCGACAAACCUCGUAACCCAAGAUCUACGUCGACAGCAGAGGAACCAUCAAUCAAUCAAGAAGAGGCCAUGGCGGGCAAGGAGGAGGCGGGGAAGUUGAUGGUCAGUCCGGGCAGCGCUGCCAAUUCGACGGAGGCCGGCGUCGAUGGUCCUGCGGCGGUGUUCCCCUCCGCCGCCGGAUCCAUCUACACGGAGGGUGACGAGUCAGAGAAGGGGGUAGCUGCGAUUGACAAGAUGCUUGGGGAGGCGAAUCUGUCGUCCGCCGUCGCCAAUCAGCCGGCCGCAGCACCGCCAGGUCCAAACAAGGGCAAGGUUCGGCUGUCGAAAGCCGAGAUCAGGACCAUAAUUGCGCUGAAGCCGGAGCAACACCCCAGCGCCGAUUACCUGGACGAUCUGGCAGAGUAUUUCCCUCCGGAGUGGAUUGAGGAAAGGAAGCGUGCCCACGCUGACAGUGUAGAGCUUUUCAAGAAGAUGGACGACGAUUUCGAAGAGUACCGGCAGCAGGUCUUAGUGUCUGUGCGGGACAAGGGCUACUUCGAGGUCGAUGAAGAGCUCAUUUCCAACAGGGAAAAGGCGAAUGAGUACGUUGCCGAACAAUGGAAGAGGAUGGAUUUUACUGGAAUUCAGAUUGCCACCCCGGAGGACAGGCUGAGGGAUGCAGACGGUUAUCGUCCAUAUGUUCCUGACCAAGAUGAUGCGCUCGUUGAAGCUCUUGUGAUUGAGUGAUUCUCAAAGAUGACGCUGCUUGAGGAAGACUGGAUGGCACAAGGGAUCAAGCUUGCUGCCCAACUGAGAAUAUGCCUCGCUUGGCCCGUCUCUAUCUAUCUACUCUCUCUGUAACUCAAUGUAGUAAACUGCAAAAAGGUCUUACAUUAAGGUUGUAUCUAUCUUUCUAUUGUCAAUAACAUUGGUACUAGCUUAUAACCUGUGUUAUGAUAAGAUACUUCUAUCCAUCCAUUUUUUAUCUGA
This is a messenger RNA of Triticum urartu, 1035 nucleotides long. RefSeq lists its product as uncharacterized. Lineage: Eukaryota; Viridiplantae; Streptophyta; Magnoliopsida; Poales; Poaceae. The record is from RefSeq and is a predicted model, not a curated record.